This is a messenger RNA of Pieris napi, 755 nucleotides long. Its product is annotated as putative odorant receptor 92a. Gene Ontology annotation, cellular component: plasma membrane. Gene Ontology annotation, molecular function: odorant binding; olfactory receptor activity. Gene Ontology annotation, biological process: sensory perception of smell; detection of chemical stimulus involved in sensory perception of smell. The record is from RefSeq and is a predicted model, not a curated record. Bases 111 to 755 code for a protein of 214 amino acids. The transcript has 6 exons. NCBI's taxonomy places the organism in Eukaryota, Metazoa, Arthropoda, Insecta, Lepidoptera, Pieridae.
CGUUCUUGUUUGUGACCGUUUUUAAUUUGAUGUAAAAAUAUACUAUACAAAGAGCCCAAAUUUUUAUUUAAUUAGAAACGUAUUCUUUUGUAGUUUAUUACACAUGUAGUAUGAUAACAGCGUGGACCACUGCGUUUGCACCACUCGUAAUCGUACUUGGUAAACUUGCAAUGGGACAAAACAUUAAUCCUCUCCUGCCUUAUGGUUGUGCAAUCCCUUUUGAUCCAUUAAAAGAUUGGUUUCGGUACAUGCUGGUGUAUGUAUUUGAAGUGUAUGCAAUUCUCCCCUUUAUGUACAUCUAUAUAGGAACAGAACUCCUCAUGGUUACUCUAUGCGCUCUUCUUAGUGUCGAGUUUGCCAUACUGAAAGUCGAUCUUACGUACGUAAAACCAGAUAACUCUUCAAUAAAAAUCCUCGUUCGUAAACAUCAGCAGCUCCUGAUGUACAUUGGGUUACUUGACAAAAUUUUCAAUAUAAUAUUAUUUUUAGACUUACUUUUUAUUACUGUUAUUAUGUGUAUAUGCGGAUUUGCUGUUACUUGCGCUGAUAUUGCACAAGCGGCAUAUAACAACAAAUGGUAUAACGUUAGCGUAAGCUACAAAAGGAUUAUUUGUUUUAUUAUCACAAGGGCCCAAAAACCUUGUUGUCUAACAUCUUUGGGAUAUGUGCCUAUAACACUAAACACAUUCUCCAAGGUAGUGAGUACAUCAUGGUCUUAUUAUUCAGUAAUAAGAACAGUGUAUGGUAAUAAAUAA